This is a messenger RNA of Pelagomonas calceolata, 1110 nucleotides long. Lineage: Eukaryota; Pelagophyceae; Pelagomonadales; Pelagomonadaceae. The record is from the annotation of a GenBank genome assembly.
CGCCGGGCAGAAUCUCACAGACUCGGCGCGCGUGCCCCGCGUCGUCUCCGAAAAGCUGCCCCUGCGCUCGCAUGCGUCACUUCUGACCUGUCUCCCUGGUCGAUUGAUUUUGCUCUGGGUGCUCUGGCAGCUGGCGGCUAAACAGCUGCCCCCUGAGCGCUGAUGGCAGCUGGCGGCUAAACAGAUGCCUCCACGCCAUCGCCGCGAUGUGAUCCGCAAUCCGCGCCAUGACCGUGACGCGAUGUGACCCGCAGGUCAAUAAUCAUGUACAAGGUCCUCCUCGUCCUCGCCUCGGCGGCUGCGCUCAAGCGCCCGCAGCGCGCGCUAUCGGUGCGCGGCGGCGAGCUCGGUCUCAACGCUGACACGGCGAUCCAGGUCGGCACGGGCCUCAUGGGCGUCGCGGGCGCCUACACCGUCAUCGACCCCGCCGGCAACCUCGACAAGUACGGCGUCUCCAAGCCCGACGCCUCGGCCGUGAACAUGAUGGCCUGGGCCGGCGGCUGGCAGGUCGCGCUCGCGGCGAUCUACGCCGCCGACGCGGAGAAGGCCGUGGGCCUCUCGGGCUACAUCGCCGCGUGGACCCUCCUCGCGCAGUCGCGCGUGAGCGACGUCAUGGGCGGCCCGAAGGCGUCGACGUACGUGUGGACAGCUAUCUGUGCGGCGCUCGGCUACAAGACACUGCGGGACGACCUCUCGCCCUGGCCCCUCGUCGCCGUGUGGACCUUGAACGGCAUUCAGCAGCACUUCAUGCGGGACCAGUGCCUCGAGAUGUACGGCUGCAACAAGCAGUCGGCGCUCGGCAAGGCGAUGAUGGGCGUUUCCGGCCAGUCGAUGCUCAUGGGCGCCGCCUACCUCAUCGCCCUCACAAAGGGCAAGUCGCAGGCCGAGGCCUUUGGGAUCUCGUGGGCCGUCGGCGCCGCCCUGGCUGCGAAGUUUUGCAUCACCGAGGCCGACGACCUCAAGGUCCCGAAGGCGGGCCCGGGCGUGUGGGCGGUGAUCUCCGCCGGCAUCGCGUACGCCUGCCUCAAGUGAGCUCCUUUCCCGAGUCGCCGCCGCGGCGGCACUUCCCCCGCCCACAAGUCAACUACUUGUUAGUUAAGUUACUUCUAC